This is a messenger RNA of Ilex paraguariensis (yerba mate), 252 nucleotides long. Lineage: Eukaryota; Viridiplantae; Streptophyta; Magnoliopsida; Aquifoliales; Aquifoliaceae. The record is from the annotation of a GenBank genome assembly.
AUGUCUAAAGUCACCGCCCUGUUGAUCGUAGCCCUCCUCUGCGUAACUAUGUCAUCAGCCGCCGCCCGUCCUGAGCCGGCAUUUCCUGAUACAAACUUGGUCAAAACCCAACAGGAGGAGGGUACUGUUGGAGCUCAACAUGUUGAGGUGGUGGAUGAGAACUGCGAAGGAGUUGGUGAUGAAGAGUGUUUGAUGAGAAGGACCUUGGCAGCUCAUAUUGAUUAUAUCUAUACCCAGAAGAAGAAUCCAUAG